Messenger RNA from Jatropha curcas, 1136 nucleotides. The record is from RefSeq and is a predicted model, not a curated record. NCBI's taxonomy places the organism in Eukaryota, Viridiplantae, Streptophyta, Magnoliopsida, Malpighiales, Euphorbiaceae.
GUUUGUCAAAUUCGGUACAGUCUCUCCAACAUAUCUCAAGGAAACACUCUGCUCUGGAUGGCUGUCAAGCACCUUGAUAACGCAUCGUGAUAAGUACUUUGGUAUUUUAAAUGGAAUAGACACUGCAAUUUGGAAUCCUGCUACAGAUGUUUUUUUGCCUGCCAAGUUCAAUGCUCAAAAUCUUGAAGGCAAGAAGAUAUGCAAAUACUAUGUACAAAGGGGACUUGGCUUAGCUCCUAAAAGCAUUGGAGCUGGUAACUAUGUGCCAGAUGAAAUGCUUAAGGUCCCCUUGGUUGUUUGUAUAAGUAGACUGGUUCCUCAAAAGGGUCUUCAUUUGAUUACCCAUGCAAUUAAACGCGUUGAAGAACUUGGUGGGCAGAUGAUUAUCCUUGGAAAUGCUUCAGAUGGCCAAGUUAAGGGAGAAUUCAAACAUCUUGCAGAUUUGCAUUUCUGUGGCUCCAGCAUUCGUAUCCUAUUAAUGUAUAGUGAGGAGCUCUCUCACAUGCUUUAUGCUGCGGCAGACAUAGUAUUAGUUCCUUCCAUAUAUGAGCCAUGUGGACUUUCCCAAAUGCUUGGAAUGCGAUAUGGUGCGGUACCAUUGGUUAGAAAGACUGGUGGCCUUGCAGACACAGUGUUUGACAUGGACGAUCAGUCAAACCAUGAGAUUGCUAAUGGGUUUGUCUUUGAAGGGAUUGAUGAAGGAUCUUUAAAUUGGGCUCUAGACCGUGCAUUUGCUUAUUACAGAGACAAGCCAAAUGAGUGGAAUCGCAUUGUAAAGAAGGUUAUUGAAACCGACAAUAGCUGGCAUAAAACAGCGGGGAAGUAUAUUGAAACUUAUGACUCGGUUAGAGUGAGAUCCUAAGAAUUUCCAGAAAAUAUGUUAGGUGAAGAUGACUCGCAGAUAGUGGGAAGAGUGGCAUCAGAACUGGAUUAGUAUGGAAAGCAUUACUUAUUGAAUGAGUUACAUAACCUUCAGGAAUACAGAAUGUCAUUUAGAAAAAUAAGUAAAUAAAUAAAAGGAGAAUGUUUCUUUCUUUGUAUCUUUUCCAGUUCUGUUAAAAAUAUGACCAUAUGAAGUACAAUUUUUUUUUCCCUCUUUCAAUGAUUGUUAUCAAAUUAAUGAAAGUUCUUGUAAA